Messenger RNA from Callithrix jacchus (white-tufted-ear marmoset), 3313 nucleotides. The record is from RefSeq and is a predicted model, not a curated record. NCBI's taxonomy places the organism in Eukaryota, Metazoa, Chordata, Mammalia, Primates, Cebidae.
CUUUCUGUUUUCAAAGGUUUGAUCUUUGUGGUCUUCAGUGAAUGAAACGCUCAUGUUUUUGGAAAAAGAGAGAGAAAUUGUUAGUUCGGUUCUUAGUCUUGUUAACCAAUAUGCUUUAGAUGGAACUAAUGUUGCUAUUAAUAUUCCAAGGCUCUUACUUGACAAAAUUGAGAAACAAAUGUUUCAGGUAUAGAAUAAAAGAUGAUCUCACAACUAUAAGACAUUCUAUUGUUGAAAAGCAGGGAGAAUGGCAUAAAAAGUGGAAAGAAUUUCUUGUUUUGUCUCCUUUCAGUCUGAUUAAAAGUUGGACUCCAUCUGUAGAUCUUUUACCACCAAUGUCUCCCCUUUCAUUUGAUCCUGCCUCAGAAGAAGUGUAUGCAAAGAGUGUUCUUUGUCAGUAUGCUGCUUCACUUCCAGAUACACAUAAGCAACAUAAUCAAGAAAAUGGUUGUAGAGGAGACAGUGAUACCAUGGAAACUCUACAAGAUCUAGCCAACCGCCCUGCCUCUUUCUUGUUGCAGUCAGUUUUGCCAUCAGAUAGGAAUAAUGUUACACUACUUGAAAAGGACACAAAGAUGAGAACUCCCAAAGAAAAAAACGAAGCAAUUUCUAAGAAAACACCGGAAUUUGAAGUGGAAAAUUCUCCAUUAUCAGCUAUUGCAAAGAAUACAGAGAGUAGUGCAUUUGGAGGGUCUCUGCCAACUAAAAUAAGUGAUUCAUUUCAAAAAGAGCAAGAUCAUCUGGUAGAAGAGGUUGCCAGAGCAGUUUUAUCUGAUGCACCACAGUUCUCUGAAGGAAAAGAAGUAAAAUUAGAGGAAUUAAUUGAAUCUCUGGGUUCUAACCCCUUCUUAACAAGUAAUCAGAUUCCCCGCACUCCAGAAAACUUGAUAAAUGAAAUUAGGAGUUCAUGGAGAAAAGCUAUUGAAAUGGAGGAAAACAGAACUACAGAACCAAUUCAAAUGGAUACUGAGCAUAGAGAAGUAUUGCCAGAAUCAUCUUCUGUGUUGCAUGAUCAAAGAGAAGUUAGCAUGGCCGAUUUUCUCUUUGAAACCACUGUAUCAGAUUUUGGCCAGUCUCAUUCGACUGAAGAGAAAGAUGUUUCAGAUUGCAAGUGUGUGCUUCGGAAACAUGUGGUGACCAGUCACAUAGAUGAACCGCUAACACAAAAUCAGUCAGGUUUGUUAAAUAAGAAAGUAAUUUGCAAGCAAGAUUUGGAAUGUACAGCCUUAACCAAGCUUUCAGAAACUAGCCAAAUGGAGACACUCUCCCCUGCUGUUGGCAACAGGAUAGAUGUGAUGCGUGGCAGUGAAGAGGAGUAUACUAAAACACUGGACCACUUGCAAGCUUCUUGUAACAAGCCUUCCACAAAUAAAACUGCCUUGUGGAACUCUUUCCAGAUAUCAAGUGGAAUUAGUUCUGAGAGUUUUAAAGAUACUGAUUUUGGCAUAUUACAUGAAACUCUUCUGGAAGAAGGUGGUCACCUAAGUUUUAAUAGUUCCAGUAGUUCAGAGGCCAAUUUUAAACUGGAGCCAAAUAGUCCUAUGCAUAGUGGCAUUCUUCUAGAACAUGAAAGGAGACAGACUACUCCAGAAUCAGACUUCAAUAUUCAGGCUCUUUGCAGUAGAUAUGAGGCUCUAAAGAAAUCGCUUUCCAAGAAAAGGGAAGAAUCUUACCUCUCGAAUCCCCUAACACCUGAAAGACACAAACCAGUAUCGAGUCCUGCUACCCAAGAUGUACAAACAGAGGAUGUGCUUAACUUUUUGGACACCCAUGAUUUGCAUACUGACCGUACAAAGCCAUCAUUAUGCAUGUCCAUUGGUAAAAGAAAACAGUCUCUUUCACCACUAAUUAAGUUUUCUCCAGUGGAACAAAGAUUGAGGACCACAAUAUGUAGUCUUGGAGAACUACCUAAUUUAAAAGAAGAAGACAUUUUGAAUAAGAGCCUUGAUGCAAAAGAACCUCCAUCUGACUUGACAAGUUGAAGACAUACCUAUUUAAUAUGACUAUGAUGCACUUAAAUUGAAGCUAUGCCACAGGAUAGAAACUGAUUUAUAACUUAAAGACAUGUUGGAAGUGUAGCACUGUUUUUCAAGGUUUUAAAAAAAUUCCAAAUGCCUUUUAGCCUUCUUUAAUAUUUUUAGGUAAGGAAAGUAUGUUUGGAUUUUUUUUUUUUUUUGUACGUGUAUGAGAUUGAAAUGUGAAGUAUUUGGAAAGCAAAUGUCAAGGAAUGGGAAGUCAUUUUGAUUUCUUGAGUAAUCUUGUAAGCAUUAAGCAUAAAUGAUAAUGUACUAGUGUAAUUCUUAUAACUUAAGUCAGUUACUAUAAGGAUGAGUACUUUUGUAUGUUCACUAAGUGGUUAAUAGCCAUUGAAUAUACUAAUCUUUUACUGUUUCUUUGUGGAACAUUCUGGCUAACCAGAAAAAGUGAGAAAAGUAGUGCCUUGGGAGGUGUAGUGAAGAUGACAAAUUUUAAGACUGGAAAAGCUCUAAACAGGCUUCAUGAUUAUUGAAGUGGAAUGAUCCCAAGUAGUGAUGUUUAGUAGAAUAAAGUGCAUUUGAUUAUUAAGUGAAGACUGGGGUGGAAUGAUUUAAAAAAAGGAAAAAGAUGGAAGAAGAUGAGUAGACACUUGCAAGGAACACUGUCAAACUAUAAAUCCAUCCAGCGGGUUGUAUAACAUUUAUGUUUAGUCUAAUUUAGACUUCGAUAAUUUAAUCCUAGUUUAAUAUUUUAACAAAAAAUAUAAAUUAAAGUUUUCAUUAGUCUGUUUUAUUGUUGUUGGGUUUUUUUGAGGUACCCCAUGUUGGAGGAGAGGAACAAGGAACAAUCAUCAAAAUUCCUCAGUCCCUACAGAAUAGCCUCACAAUAACUUGAGAAAACGGGACUUGGAGUUAAAUACUUUGUCACGCUGGUACAGUCUCCUACCUCAUUCCUUCAGAUGCCCUGCCCGGAGAAAGACUUGUGUCUAGCAUCUAAGUGAACACAUACUGUCAUCCUCUGUAAACCAGGAGGAAUGGAUCAGGCACUGGAAGGGUGAUCUUACCUACCGUGCCCUUCGUAGACCCCAUCUCACAACCAUCAAAAUCUUGUCCACUAGCCCCCAAGGAACUGGCAAGGAGAGAAGGUGGAGGGGAAAUUUAUGGAAGUAUGUGGCUUAACAGUCAUCUUUCUUCACUUAUCUUGGGCUACCUGUCUCUAUGUUGUUUGUCCCGUCCCAGUGUGAAGACUCAUCUUUUUGUGAGAAAAGACAAAAGAAAGCACGUGUAACUGCCUUCUUUGUAAUGGAAAAGGAGGAAUAAAAAGCUUCAUGAACUAA